CUCUCCCUCCUCUGCCUCUUUCUUCUCUUUCUCUUACUCUCACUGAAAUUGCACUCCCUCUUCUACAAGCCCAACUCCAAAAACCUCACUCUCCCGCCGGGCUCCACCGGGUGGCCAUUGAUCGGCAAGACCCUCGAGUUCCUGGCCACCGGCUGGAGAGGUCACCCGGAAAAAUUCGUAUUCGACCGCAUAUCCAACUACUCAUCCUACGUCUUCAAGACAAAUCUUCUAGGCCCCCAAACAGUCGUGUUCGCCGGUGCAGCCGGUAACAAGUUCUUAUUCUCCAACGAGAACAGGCUCGUCCAAGCAUGGUGGCCAAGCUCCGUCUACAAAGUCUUCCCAUCCUCAACCCAAACCUCUUCCAAACAAGAAGCUGAUAUUGCUGAUAAAAUCUUGGGUUUGUUGAUUGGUGGCCACGGCACUGCUAGCUCCACGUGCGAUUCCGUUGUCAUGUUUCUUGCGGAGCUUCCUCAUGUUUAUCAACGAGUGUACGAGGAGCAAAUGGAAAUUGCGAAAUCAGAAGCUCCAGGGGAAUUGUUGAACUGGGAUGAUAUUAAGAAGAUGAAGUAUUCAUGGAAUGUAGCGUGCGAAGUGAUGAGACUCGCACCACCCCUCCAAGGAGCAUUUAGAGAAGCAGUGACAGAUUUCAUGUACAAUGAUUUCUCAAUUCCUAGAGGCUGUAAGGUAAUAACCAAAAUUUCAUAUACAACUGUUUUACGGGAUUGGAAUCUCUCCUAUCCUGAUCUAGGCUAGAGAGGUGCUGUUUGGGUCAAUGGGGCCCACUAUGGGUCUCUUUUAGAUCUGAACCGUUUAUUUUUUAGGAUUCUUUGUAUAUAUCAUUAAAAAAAUCAAGAAUUGUAAGCUACUUAAUCACUUUACCUUGUUAUUUUCAUUUUAUUUUUCUUCUUUCAUUUUGAAAUCAUCAGUUAUAUUGGAGUGCGAACUCGACACAUAAAAAUUCUUCUUCGAGCCACACAAGUUUGACCCAUCAAGGUUUGAGGAACUGAACCCGUACCUUACACAUAUGUGCCUUUUGGAUGGGGACCAAGAAUGUGCCUAGGAAAAGAGUAUGCUAGAUUGAAAAUACUAGUGUUCAUGUACAAUCUGGUAAAGAGGUUCAAGUGGGAGAAAGUAAUUCCUAACGAGAAGAUUGUUUUCGAUCCCAUGCCUAAUCCUGAAAAAGGCCUUUUGAUUCGUCUUUUCCCUCACAAAGCUUAAAUUGGCUCUAGAUUGUUGAUUUCUCAC
Molecule: messenger RNA, 1245 nt
Organism: Camellia sinensis
Lineage: Eukaryota; Viridiplantae; Streptophyta; Magnoliopsida; Ericales; Theaceae
Source: RefSeq, a predicted model, not a curated record